AUGGAGAGAAAACAAGGGUUCUUUGCGGCUCUAAAAGAAGAAGUAGUUCGAGGUUUAUCGCCGGCGAGGUCACGUGGAAAGAGUCCAUCUCGGAGUGUGUCGCCGAUGUCCGGCCUGUUCCGAAGGAGGAACAGCAAACACUACGUGGCGAAUCCUGAGGCGUUGAUCGCGAGAUCGGGAAGUUUGAGGCCGGUGACUGAGACAUUAACGCCGUUGAUGGAGGGUCCGGAUCCGGAUGAGGGAUUCGGGGAUUCUAAGCGGGCCGGGUCAGGGUUGGGGUAUUGGGUGAAGGGACAGCUCUCGAGGUCUCCCUCGGUGGCUUCCAAUGGGUUGAGGAGGUCUGAUCUCAGGCUGUUGCUUGGUGUAAUGGGUGCCCCCCUCGCCCCGGUGCACGUUAGCACCACUGACCCCUUGCCACAUCUCAGCAUCAAGAGCACUCCUAUUGAAACGUCAUCUGCCCAGUACAUAUUGCAGCAAUAUACAGCUGCAUCCGGAGGGCAAAAGCUCCAAAACUCAAUUAGAAAUGCUUAUGCCAUGGGGAAGGUGAAGAUGGUAGCUUGCGAGUUUGAAACUGCGACAAAGGUUGUGAAGAAUAAGAAUGCUGCUAGAGCUGCUGAGUCAGGCGGAUUUGUCCUCUGGCAAAUGAAUCCGGACAUGUGGUAUGUUGAGCUUGCAAUUGGGGGAAGCAAAGUUCACGCAGGCUGCAAUGGCAAGCUUGUCUGGAGGCACACCCCUUGGCUUGGUGCUCACACUGCAAAAGGGCCUGUUAGGCCCUUACGUCGUGCCCUUCAGGGCCUUGAUCCAAGAACCACUGCUAGUAUGUUUGCAGAUGCCAGGUGCAUAGGUGAGAAGAAGAUUAAUGGAGAGGAGUGCUUCAUCCUUAAGCUUUGUGCUGACCCUCACACAUUAAAGGCUAGGAGUGAAGGCCCAGCAGAGAUCAUAAGGCAUGUCCUGUUUGGGUACUUCAGCCAAAAGACAGGACUUCUUGUUCACAUGGAGGAUUCCCAUCUUACCCGCAUUCAAUCCAAUGGCGAUGAAGCUGUUUACUGGGAAACAACUAUAAACUCUUUUGUAGAUGAUUACAAGCCCGUUGAAGGGAUAAUGAUUGCCCACUCAGGCCGUUCUGUGGUGACCCUUUUCAGGUUUGGCGAGAUGGCACUCAGCCAUACCAAAACAAGGAUGGAAGAAGCCUGGUCAAUUGAAGAGGUUGCAUUCAACGUUCCAGGCUUGUCACUAGACUGUUUUAUCCCCCCAGCUGAUUUAAGAUCUGGAUCCAUCAGUGAAACCUGUGAACUCCCUCAUGAGGAAAGGGGAAAGAGUGCAAUUUCGCUCGCAGCUCAUCGGGCUAGGGUUGCAGCAUUGGAGAAAACACGAGAGUGCAGCAGGGAUAAUUUGGUUUGGAAGGUGGAAGUCUAA
Ilex paraguariensis (yerba mate) is the source of this 1416-nucleotide messenger RNA. Lineage: Eukaryota; Viridiplantae; Streptophyta; Magnoliopsida; Aquifoliales; Aquifoliaceae. The record is from the annotation of a GenBank genome assembly.